AUGUGCCUUGCUGCCCUGGACAGGUCUGAUCAUGUCUGCCCUCACAGUGGUCAUCUUGAUUCUCUACUUUGUGGUUGACAAUUUCGUGGUACAGCGCAGAGCAUGGCUACCUGAGUGCACUCCCGUCUACAUCCAGUAUUUUGUCAAGUUCUUCAUCAUUGGCAUCACUGUAUUGGUAGUGGCUGUGCCAGAGGGGCUGCCACUGGCUGUCACCAUCUCACUGGCCUACUCUGUGAAGAAAAUGAUGAAGGACAACAACUUGGUACGGCACUUGGAUGCUUGUGAGACAAUGGGCAACGCCACAGCCAUUUGCUCUGAUAAGACAGGAACACUGACUAUGAACCGCAUGACAGUGGUACAAGCUUAUGUUGGGAACACUCAUUACCGCCAGAUCCCAAGCCCUGAUGUCUUCCCGCCCAAGGUUCUGGACCUCAUAGUCAAUGGCAUUUCUAUUAACAGUGCUUAUACUUCUAAGAUUCUGCCUCCAGAAAAAGAGGGAGGCCUACCCCGGCAGGUAGGCAACAAGACAGAGUGUGCCCUGCUGGGCUUUGUCACAGAUCUGAAGCAGGAUUACCAAGCAGUUCGCAACGAAAUACCCGAGGAGACACUCUUCAAAGUGUACACCUUCAACUCAGUGCGCAAGUCCAUGAGCACCGUCAUCAGGAAGCCGGAAGGGGGCUUCCGCAUGUUCAGCAAAGGCGCCUCUGAGAUAAUGCUGCGCAAGUGUAAUCGAAUCCUGGACAAGGAGGGAGAAACCAUACCAUUCAAAAGUGAGGACCGAGAUGACAUGGUGCGUAACGUCAUUGAGCCCAUGGCCAGUGAAGGACUCCGGACUAUCUGCAUAGCUUACCGGGAUUUUGAUGACACAGAGCCCAUGUGGGACAAUGAGAAUGAAAUCCUCACUGAGCUGACCUGCAUUAUGGUGGUGGGCAUUGAGGACCCUGUGCGCCCAGAGGUACCCGAUGCAAUUAGGAAAUGCAAACGGGCUGGCAUUACUGUCAGAAUGGUGACAGGUGAUAAUGUCAACACAGCACGGGCCAUUGCCACCAAAUGUGGCAUUCUGACCCCUGGAGAUAACUUAUUGUGCUUAGAAGGAAAAGAAUUCAACAGGCUUAUCCGCAAUGAGAAGGGCGCGGUUGAACAAGAAAAGCUGGACAAGGUCUGGCCCAAGCUUCGGGUGCUGGCACGAUCUUCUCCCACGGACAAGCACACACUGGUGAAAGGUAUCAUUGACAGCACUGUUGGGGAACAGCGGCAGGUGGUGGCUGUCACCGGCGAUGGGACAAAUGAUGGACCUGCUCUAAAGAAAGCAGAUGUUGGUUUUGCCAUGGGUAUUGCAGGCACAGACGUGGCAAAGGAGGCAUCAGACAUCAUCCUGACCGAUGACAACUUCACCAGCAUUGUGAAGGCAGUGAUGUGGGGACGGAACGUGUACGACAGCAUUUCCAAGUUCCUGCAGUUCCAGCUCACCGUCAAUGUGGUAGCUGUCAUAGUGGCUUUCACUGGAGCCUGCAUCACUCAGGAUUCUCCAUUGAAAGCAGUGCAGAUGUUGUGGGUUAACCUGAUCAUGGACACUUUUGCUUCCCUGGCCCUGGCUACAGAGCCCCCUACCGAUUCUCUGCUGAGGCGUCACCCCUACGGGCGAAACAAGCCCCUGAUCUCACGUACCAUGAUGAAGAACAUCUUGGGCCAUGCAGUGUAUCAGCUCACAGUCGUCUUUGUCCUUGUCUUUGCUGGUGAGCAGCUGUUUGACAUUGAUAGCGGAAGGAAGGCGCCUCUCCAUGCACCGCCCAGCCAGCACUAUACCAUUGUUUUCAACACCUUCGUGCUGAUGCAGCUCUUCAACGAAAUCAACUGCCGGAAGAUCCACGGCGAGAAGAACGUCUUUGCAGGCAUCUACCACAACGCCAUUUUCUGCUCUGUGGUUUUAGGCACGUUCUUCUGCCAGAUUGUCAUCGUGGAGUUCGGGGGUAAGCCCUUCAGCUGUACAAGCCUCACCCUGGAGCAGUGGUUGUGGUGUCUCUUCAUAGGCAUUGGAGAGCUUUUGUGGGGCCAGGUGAUCUCUGCCAUUCCUACCGAGUCUCUGAAGUUCCUGAAGGAGGUUGGACAUGGCGCUGACGAGGAGGAGAUCACCAAGGAUGCUGAGGGAAUGGAAGAGAUUGAUCUUGCUGAGAUGGAGCUGCGCAGAGGCCAGAUCCUCUGGUUCCGUGGCCUGCACCGGAUUCAGACUCAGAGAAGUCAGUCAUUGGUAACCGGCUUCCUGGAUCAAGUUUCUCUCCUGGUCAUCGCUUCUUCACACAAGAUCAAAGUGGUCAGAGUGCUCCAUAAUUUCCAUAAACCCAGGAACGAACUCUCCAUCCACCAAUUCAUGACCCAGCCUGAAUACAACGCAGAUAAUGAGUCUCCACAGACAUUCCAGGAUGAUCAAGAGGGAGAUCCUGAAUCGGCUCCUAAGGCUCUCUUUGGCGAGGUGGGCCCCUGCGGAAUCGUGGUCUGUAACCCCGAUACAUACUGUCUCACUGGUCUACCUUGCUCUCCUGCACCCUGGCUGUCAGCACCCUCCAUCGGUUCUCCUUGCACAGGAGGGGUGGAACAGUAUGGCUGACGCCCAUAGGGUCUCCGCAAGUAGUAAGGUGGGAACCUUCGCCUGCGCUAGGGCCGGCGUUGUUGGGCUUGGCCUUCAGGAGCAAGCACUCUCCGAUUCCUCCUUCUUUUCCCACUCUUACUAUUCUGGUAAUUUUGCUGGUAAUUGCGUGGAGGACCCCUACGACGUGGAUAGCGUCUAUAAUGGUUACGGUCUGCUGCGUAUUUACUGCCUUGAACUGGAACUCCACCAGGACCUGUAACAUUUGCUGCCUCCGUACCCUUUUCUCCUUCAACAACAUCAGACUCCGCAGUCUCUCCAUCUCCUACACUGCGAAGGGUGAUGAUGGGACUUGUCACUGUUAUGUCAGCUGCUCCUAAGUGUGUAAGAACCCCCACCUGGUCAUGAAGAAACAAGAACACAGACUACAAGGAUUCGGUCAAACCCUGGGCAGGUAAUGGUAGAUCUGCUCCUUAGGUAUACCAGUUGUCAUUUUUAAAGAAAUGAUGACAUUCGUCCUGGCAUCACCCAACCCAGUCUCCACAGUGUUCCCACAUGUAUCACCACUUCCUGACCUGAAGAUUUUAUGAGUUUCUGCCAUUUACGAGGUAAGUUGUGGGCUCAGGGACAGACAAAUGCCCCGUGUUUGUAUUUCAGUAGACUGAUUAUUCUUAGAACAUUUUUUCCUACUUUGAAAAUGUAUAUACUAAGGCUGCUAGCCUUCAGUCUGACCUCCCCAAGGUUCUUUGGUUCUUAUAUGACCCUUAUCAUCCUUCCUCUUACUUUUCUUUUGAAGUUGUGGUAAUUAAGAGAAUGGAAAGGACAUGUAAAAAUCGAGCCGACUUUGGCCCCAAUAGAACCUUUCAUUUUGUUCUAGAGGCAGGCAGAGUUCUUUGCUAAAAUGUUUUUGGUUUUUUUUUUUUUGGAGCAAAUGAACUGGUGAAAUAUUUCCCUAUUCUCACCAGGUCAGUUCCAACUUCUGAAUGUCCAUCUGUCUUCUUGGGUGUGUCUGGGUUUUUAAGUGCCAGGGAAAUCAGCCAUGACCAUGACGCUUGCAUAUGUAUAAUGUAUAGUUUUUACCAUAGGCCUGAGCUUCCUCCUUGCCUAAGGUGGUAGCAAAAGAAUGAAUGGGACAUGACCCUGUCUCCUAGCUGGGUGAGGAGUUUCAGGACCAACUUGGAGCAGGCCUAGGAGCAGAAAUCACUGAAGCAGACUAUUUUCAAGGGUAUUUGCCAAGGAGCUGAUUAUUGGGGAAAUGAGUAUUAAGGAGCCUUGGGAAGGGCUAAAGAACCAAUCCAUCGGAUCUGAGGAACCUCCCCACAGCUGGGCGCCCGAGUACCAGCUUUGACAUUCUCUUCACUUUACUCAUUCUAAGUUUUGUUGUCUCCCACAUUUUCCACCUCCAAGGAGGCCCCCAACUUUUGCAAAUAUUCCAGUGUUGAAAAUACACAUCCAAAAGAGGAGGCUUCCUGACAGUGUUCUGUCAAGGAGCAAAGGGCCCUCCCCGGAAAGCUGCUGCCUCCUCUCUCCUCGCUUCCACACACCCUCCUCCAGCCUUCAGCGCCGAGCAUCUCCACUGCUACCCAGGAAAGCCCGUGCCUUUUCACCUGGAACACUGCCCGACACCUCCUCUGCCCACCCACCUCUCAGGAGCUGGGAACAUCACCAAAAGGUGAGUAACUAUGACAAAAGUUGAUGACAGUUUCCCCUAAAUGGUGCUUUGGAUUUGAAAGAGGUCUGGUGGGGAGAAAGAGAACGUAUCCUAGAGCUGUCUUUUGAUAAACCUAGGAAAAUGGGUAAGAACCCACAGUGGUGAGGGAACCACUGGAAGAGGCUUCUCGACUGUCAGGACAUGGAUGUGUGCUGCCAUGGAGGAGUGCCAGGCUUGUUGGUAACCAGGGUGAGGGCCAGUUGGACUUCUGUUCUGAAGGAGUUAGCUGGCAGUGUUGUCAGUGAGUCUCUUCUGGUCAGCAAGGGAACUCUGACGUGGGACUUACAUUUCUUUAUGCUUACUGCACUCCCUCUUUCCCCUAGAGUGGUCCCAUUAGUGAGUUUUUGUGCAUGAAUCUGAGUUGAGACACCUUCCUAUUUUGUAUAAUACAGCAGACUGAGCUCCAAAUUGGAAAAGACAAAUACAGCAAUGGUUGCUUCUAGCUCUGUCUGGCAGUCUGAGGACCAGGUCCUUCUCAACAGCCCUUCACUGUCCUUUAAAGUGCUUCUCCCAUCCCAAAAGAUGUAAGAGAGACCAGCUAGACUCCCUCUGGGCACACGUGGAUUCCUCAGGUUUGGAAUUCUGUUUUCCUUCAAGCUUUAGGGGAGAGUUACACAGAUCAAUCAGAGUGAUUACCUCACUACUGAAAAUCCAGAGGGGUAUGCAAGCUUGAAUAUGCCUGGAUCCUCUCCUGUAUCCUUCCCUUUCUCCCCAUCCCUCGCCUUACCUCUACUGUGGUACCAUUGCAGUCCGCACAUUCAGCCACCUUCUACGUCUGGGGUCCACCCAUGGCACCAGUGGGGGUGGGCAGUUACAAUGCCAGCUGCUCUGAAGCCAUCCCAGCCUCCUCCUCAGUAGACCAGACACCCUCCCUCCCCUCCAUUCAGCUCAGAGCCAGAACGUUUGCCUUCUCAGCUCUGCAGUUAGGUCUGCUAUCCCCUUUCUUCUUCUGUUUGGGAGAGGCAAAGGGAGGUGAGCUCCCUGCAACUGAAUCGGCCUUUGGUUCAUGUUUUCUCCCCAUGUGUAUAUAUGCCAUAUGUAAAUAUGCCAUAUAUGUGUCAACAAAUGGAUCUAUGCCAUCUUUUCUAAUCGGCAUGCAGAUAGGAAUUUUGAGUUUCUUCUCAGUAACUAGUAUGAUGAGCACUGGUAUUUUUGUACAAAAGGAAAAAACAGAAAAUGGACUGCUGUAGUCUGCAUGGCAGACAUGAUGAUAGCAAAGCAAUGCAUAUCUUAGCGUGUGUUGUCAUAGUUUGCAGUUCAUCUUAACAGUGCACCCAGUCUGUAUUUGCAUUGACAUUAUUUAAGCUCUAUGUAUAGUUCUUUGCCUAUAUUUAUAUGGUUCUUGGGGGGUGCUAUAAACUGACAAAUCUGUAAUUCAAAUGCAUUGUCUCACUGACAUGGGAAGACGAGUUUUAAAAGGGGUAAUUUUUUUUUUUUGGUACCAAUAAAGCUUUUUGCUGAUGAGCAGAAACCAAUGCCAUGCACUGAGAAUAAAAACCCGUGCCCACUUGUAA
Molecule: messenger RNA, 5809 nt
Organism: Mesocricetus auratus (golden hamster)
Lineage: Eukaryota; Metazoa; Chordata; Mammalia; Rodentia; Cricetidae
Product: plasma membrane calcium-transporting ATPase 4
Exons: 16
Coding region: 32-2605 (857 amino acids)
Biological process (GO): calcium ion transmembrane transport; regulation of cytosolic calcium ion concentration
Cellular component (GO): intracellular membrane-bounded organelle; membrane
Molecular function (GO): PDZ domain binding; ATP binding; P-type calcium transporter activity
Source: RefSeq, a predicted model, not a curated record